UUCAUUAGAAUCCAAAGUCAUCUUCGGAUUCAAAAACAAUGAAAUACGCCAGUAUUGAACAAAACAUCAUCACAUUGCCACUGAAUACUAACGCCAUUGCGCCAUAUUCGAUCUAAAAAAUAACGACGAGAAUAAAUAGUAUGCCUAUAUCUCACAUGGUUGAUGAAUGCUUCAGGCUUCCCAUGGGCUCGCACCAGGAACUACUCGUAGCCUGCCAUGAAGUUCUACGUCAAGUAUUGAAAUUAAAGAUGUACGGGCGAAAAAAAUUUGCUGCAAAGACAUUUGGGCAAAAUGAAAACAGCGCCAAAGCCAAAGGGGUUGUUCCUGAUGCAAUUCUCAAACAGGCUCGAAAAUCUGGACAACUAAAUCUAUCGAACCGAGAAUUGAAAACAGUUCCAGAUAAGGUAUGGAAAAUCAACCAAGAGAUUCCUGAAGAAGAAAGAAAUGCAUCACUGGAUUCUGACGAGAAAUGGUGGGAUCAAACAGAGCUAAAUAAAUUGAUUCUUGCUUCGAAUCAAAUCACCAUCAUUUCUCCUGACAUUCAACUCUUGCCUGCUUUGGUUGUACUUGAUCUUCAUGAUAAUGAGAUAUCAAGUUUACCAGAAGCAAUUGGAGAGCUAAAAAACCUGAAAAAACUCAACUUGAGUUACAACAAACUUGAAUGUCUUCCAUGUGAAAUUUGUAAUCUCAAUGCACUGGUGUCACUUUUAAUACAACACAAUCAACUCAAGGAACUUGUGGACAACAUUGGACAAAUGGAUAAGCUGGAAGAGCUGGAUGUUUCAAACAAUUCACUGGAAACUUUGCCAUCAUCAUUGGGAUAUCUGACAAGUUUACGAAAACUGAAUGCAUCUCAAAACUCGUUACGAAAAUUUUCAGCAGGAUUUGCAGGAAUGUCAGCUCUAUGUGAUUUGAAUUUUUCAAACAAUAAGUUAGAAGUUUUACCAGGAGAUAUUGGUGAACUGAGCAAAUUAGAAAGACUUGAUUGUCGUUACAAUCAUUUAACCAGCGUUCCUACUUUGAGAUCCUGCACUGGAAUUAAGGAACUGUAUGUUGGUUACAACCAUAUUUCUAACAUAAAUUCUGACGAAAUUUCAUGUUUAUCAUCUGUGAUGAUUUUGGAUCUUCGAGAUAAUCAGAUAAGUCGUUUACCAAAUGAUAUCACAACUAUGGUAGUUCUCGAAAGACUUGACUUAUCUAACAAUAAUCUUUCUGAACUUCCAUAUCGUAUGGGUAACAUGGAGAAAUUGAAAUCAGUUAUACUGGAAGGAAAUCCUUUACGAAGUAUCCGACGAGAUAUUAUAAUGAAAGGAACUGCGGCAUUGUUAAAACACUUGAAGAAUAAAAUACCAGCGGAUGAGAAUCAGCAAGAACAUACACAGAAUGGAUCUUCGGAGCAAGCCACUCCUGCUGCUGCUACCACCCAUCUGCUCACUACGCACAAAAAACUUGGAUACAGUCAAAAGAAAGCUGUUUCUAUUCCCGAUGAAAUAUGGGAAGUUGCAAACGAGUCUGGUGUAACAAAUGUUGACUUUAGUAAAAAUUUGCUGGAAGAAAUACCACUGAAACUGUGCACGUUUGAAGAAACCUUGACAAGCGUCAACCUUGGAUCAAACCGCCUUACCAAAAUUCCUCCAGAGUUUUGUCUUCUGUCGCGUUUAACUGACCUCGAUAUUCGAAAUAAUAUGAUCUCAUCGCUUCCUGAUGAAUUCAAAUUAUUAACUGGAUUGAGAGAAAUUAUUAUAUCUCACAACAGGUUUACAAGCGUUCCAGAUGUCUUGUAUUCUUUGCCGAAACUUGAAGUCAUUCUUGCUUCAAAUAACCAGAUUACUACAAUUGACGUUGGUGGUCUCUUGAAACUGAAGUUAUUGUCAAGUUUAGAUUUGUCGAACAAUAGCAUCUCCAGCGUUCCUCCUGAGUUAGGAAAUGCCAGUUCUCUAAGGUCUUUGCAGUUGGAAGGAAACAUUUUCAGAAAUCCAAGACCAGCAGUUUUGAACAAGGGAACCGUUGCUUUGCUGGAGUACCUUAAGGAUCGUAUACCAACAUAAAUAUUAUAUUAAAAUUAUAUCAAAUGCUUUUUUCUGUAUAGCAAUGAUGGGUAAAGUUGAGAUAAUCUUCGUAUUAUCCAUGC
This is a messenger RNA of Dendronephthya gigantea, 2131 nucleotides long. RefSeq names its product leucine-rich repeat-containing protein 40-like. The coding region runs from base 141 to 2048 and encodes 635 amino acids. The record is from RefSeq and is a predicted model, not a curated record. The transcript is spliced from 18 exons. Lineage: Eukaryota; Metazoa; Cnidaria; Anthozoa; Malacalcyonacea; Nephtheidae. Gene Ontology annotation, molecular function: protein binding.